Messenger RNA from Mytilus trossulus (common blue mussel), 5766 nucleotides. RefSeq lists its product as uncharacterized. Lineage: Eukaryota; Metazoa; Mollusca; Bivalvia; Mytilida; Mytilidae. The coding region runs from base 328 to 3414 and encodes 1028 amino acids. The record is from RefSeq and is a predicted model, not a curated record. The transcript has 12 exons.
GAAAGAAGUCUUCAUCAGCUAUUUUUAUUUUCAAAUUUCAAGAAAAGCCAGCCAUUUCACAGUCAAUCAUCAAUAUAUUUUAAUUGAGCAAUAUAAUGUUAAUAAUAAAUAAAAGAAACUUUUAUGGGCAAAUGCAUCCCUACUAAAAAAAAUCAUUGUAACUAUGGUAAAAAAUGAGUGGUUUGUUGUCAUAUUUUUGGUUAUUGGGCCCACCAAAUUACCUCCCUUUGAGGAGCUCUUUUGUAGCAGGCUUACAACAAUAGAAAGUUAAAUGGAGGGAAAAUCACAAAUUGCCUUUGAAAUAUUGUCUGAUGGGUAGAUAUAACCAUGUGUACUUUGAAUGAAUAUUUGAAGCAGGAUAAUACUUGUAAUGAUGUUAUUAUUUCAUUGAAAUCCUUAUCCAACCAAGAAAAAAUAUGUAUUUUGUCCGAGUGUUCUUUGACCUUGUUGCAAUCUGGUUACACAGACAAGCUAACAAUUUGCCAAACACACAAAGAAAUAUGUGCAGAGAAUUUGAAAAGAAGAAGAAAAAGGCAGACAUGUGGUAUUUUUGCAAUCAAUCCAUUGAUUUGCUGCCACACCUCUUCAAAAGCUGGUGACCGCCAUAUCAGUGUGGAGAUGCAUACCACUAUUGCCAGGAAUACAGGUGUUUUUAUUCCUGUUGGGACACCAAUUUGUAGACUUUGUCGUGAACAAAUCAUCAAGGCUCCCACAAAUUACAUGAAUUAUAGUGGUCCGUGUUUUGACAACCUUGAAACUGGAACUGCAGCAGAGCAGACACAUUUGCAGAUGAACACUUUGGAGACAAAAACAAAGAACAAGAUUGCAGAAGCAGAAAUACCACCGCCUAAAAGAAAGAGGAUUUCUUCUCAAAUUUUAGAUCAAGUAGAGACAAAUUCUCAAAGUCAAACGUCUGAAACAGAAAUGACAUUAAGUCAGGUGUCUGAUGCCUCUGUUGUUCAAUUUUCAAGACUUGAAAGUUUGAAUAAUUUCCUCUCCAUUUGUAAUGUCAGUCCUGUCAAGAGAUUAACCAAUCUGCUCUCGGAAUCAAGUAAAAGAACUGUAAGGAGAUACAUGGACAAAACAAGGCAGUGUUUUAAUGCAGUAGCUGAGACCAUUUCCCCCAAUGACGGCAAUUUUUUGUUUAACUCUGUUCAACAGCAAGAAGAAGAGCAACAGGGGCCAUGCAACCAAAUAAUGAAGGAUAUUUACCUGAAUGCUGGAAGCUGGCAAUUUAGAAGACAGGUGCUCUCCAUAAUUGUUGAAAGGAUGUCUUUUGAAGAAGCACAGAAUUUUAUACCUGGUUUGACUGCUUGGAGGUAUUAUGAAGCCAAAAAGCAUACUGCAAAUGUUGGGGUUGGUCUACCAGUUAAAGAACUCGCAGAAAAAAGAGUGAAGAUCAACAUUGAUAGCUUAGAGCAUUUUAUAGACUUUGUUACAUCUAGUCAUGUGAUUAAAGAUUUACCGUAUGGCCAAAAGACACUGAAACUAGAAACAGGCGAAGUAGUAACCAUUCCAAAUGUAAUUAGAAGUUUAUCAUCCAGCGCAUUGAUAAACCAGUACUAUCAGCUAUGUGAAGAAGAUAACAUUUCUCCCCUUGGUAAAAGCACUCUUUAUAGGAUUCUUACAGAAUGUGCUGCCUCUGUUCGAACAAGUGUUGAGGGCCUUGAUAACUAUGUUAUGGAAGGAUCCCGUGCAUUCCAAAUUUUAGAGGAAUUUUUAGACACCUGGAAAGAAGAAGAAUUAAAAAAGCAAUUGAUAGAAUCAAAGAGAUACCUGAAAGCAGACUUUAAGGUACAUUUGGCUAGACAAACAAAUAUUCAAGACCACUGCAUGGCUUAUGGUCUCAGCAUUCCAGGGAAUCAGUUACAGCUUGCAUGUUCCCAUUCGCAUGACCAACGAUGCAAAAGUUGCUUAGAAAUUAAAGAAGUUUUAGAGAAGGUGAUUAGUGUGGCAGAAAGUAAGGAGAUGGUUAACAAAGAUGCGAUAAUGUUUAAGGUUGAGAAGGCUGUUGAAGGAAUUAAAGAACUACAAAAACAUCUGUUAAGGUCUAAAAAUCAAGAACUUGCCAGAACAGAUAUAGCUAAAGAAAUGAAUGUUAAUGAUGUCAUCAUUACUUGUGAUUGGGCAAUGAAAUUUUUGCCAAGAAGAUAUCGGGAGGGCCAAAUGGAUUGGUUCGCUAAAAGGGGAAUUAACUGGCAUGUGUCAGUAUCAUUGGUAAAACUGGAAACAAAGAUGUGCAGCUUUUCUCAUAUUCACAUAUUUAACAAUCAAACUUCACAGGAUGCACCAACAACUACUGCAGUUAUUUGUGAUGUUGUGAAAGAUUUAGAGGCAGCUAUUCCCAAUUUAAAAGAAAUAUCUAUCUUCAGUGAUAAUGCUGGUUGUUAUAAGAGCACUUUGACAUUAUUAACUUUACCUCAUGAAAUAGGUUCCAAACUUUCCACAUACAACUUCAGCGAAGCUCAAAAUGGAAAAGGUCCUUGUGACAGGAAGGCAGCUCAUGCCAAGUUUGCAAUUAAAAGAUACAUCAAUGAAGGCAGAGAUGUAACAACAGCCUAUGAUAUGAAAAAGGCACUUGAUAAAGUACCAGGACAACCUUACAGGGUGAAGGUUGUGGACACAAUCCAUGAUUUAGAUGUCACCAAGAAUAAAGAUACCAUCACCAAUAUUACAAGUUUUUACAACUUUAGAUUUGAAAAUAGUCAUUUGAGGAUGUGGCAGGCAUACAAUAUUGGUGAAGGAAAGCUUGUGACUUUAAAAUUAUCAAAGAAUUCUGUGCAGUUAAAAGUACUUAAUGACUGGACAGAGAUGCCUUUUACCGAUCUCAUUACUGAAGGAACAGAACAGGUUUCAAAACAGCAAAAGCAGACAUUUAUUUGUCCCAUGGAUGGCUGCAUCAGGGAGUUCAAGAACCGAAUCAGUCUUGAUCAACACCUCCUUCAAGGCAGCUGUGAAUACAAGCUGGAGAAAGGCCCAUUAAAAGAUCAGGCAAAAGUACUGUAUGCCCAAAAGCUUUCCAAUAAUGUACAGCAUUGUCCUGAUAUGCAAGCUGCCUUACUACAAAAUGCAUCUAUUCCAGGUUUGAGUGUCAAAGAAAUGGGAUUGGCAUUGAAAAUGAAAAAGAAAAAGAUUUUCUUUAGUGUCAAACAGAAGGAAUUUAUGACAGAUUUAUUUAACCAAGGGGAAAAAUCUGGCUCCAAAAUAGACCCUUAUACGGCUGCAGAACAUAUGAGAUCUGGUGCAUAUAUGUUUAAGAAAGAUGAGUUCUUAACUGCCCAGCAGAUAAGUGGUUUUUUUUCUAGAUUGGCACAACAACAGAGAAAAACAGAUAAGAAUGACUAUAAAUCUGCUAAGUCUGAAAUUGUCAGAUCACAACUGAAAACAGAGAUUUUAGAGACAAUCGAAGACUAAACAAGUGCUAUUGAUAUUUUAUACAAAAUAAAUUUGAUUUUGCCAUCACUUGAUAUCCGUCAGCAGCAAUAAAAAAAACUUUCCAAAAUUUUGUUCUGUCACAACAGAACAGGUUUAAAACACAUCAUUUGUGACAAAAGUCUUCAGACACAAUACAAGUCUAAGUGGGGAUCAUAAAUUGCUGUUUAAUUUAAGGGAAAGACAAACACUUAAAAGACUUCAAUACAAAUUAGAAAAAAAUAAGCUAUAAAUAAAGAGUACAGAGAAAUUUAUAUGAUAAGUUAAGUACCUAGUUUUAAAAUGCACUAAAUUAAAUGAGCUUACACUUCUGAAGUUCUGUUAUAUUUAAGAUUAAAUUUGAACAUAGUGAAACAUGAUACGUAUUGCAAUUUAAAUUAAAGUUAUCACAUUUUUGAUCUGAAAUCUCUGAACCAAUUAUCCUAACAACAUAUGGCCAUAUAAUCAUGAUAUAUCUGACUUUUCAAACAUAAUGCUACAUGUUUUUGUGAAAUUUGUGAAAUGUAAAGAUGCUGAUGUUUGUUUUGAUAUUUUAUUUGUUGCACAUUUGAAUGUAUGAACUAUUCAUUUGAAUACUGGUUCAUCUUUUCUUUUUGUCAAUAUGUACAAACUUGAUUAGGUGAUAUUUCUGUAACCAUAGCAGUUUUAACUUACUUAUGAGAAUUGCUUGAAAGUUUUGUCAUACAUGUACAAUGUCUUUGAUAUACUUGUUGAAUUAAUGUUAUUCUUAAAGUGCAGACAUGUUGGCACUGUUGGCACUGUUAGCAUUUUAGUUUUAAGUGAACCGAAUUAGCAUUUUUAACAUGACUAUUCUAACGCAAUUUGUUUGUAUCAUUGAAUUUCUAUUUGCUACCACUCUGCAUAAAUUCAACAAUCUACCAUAACUAAGGUUCUUCUUGAACAGAUGCAAGAAGCAGCCAUAUUGGAUUGAACAUUAUAUUUUCCUAAAAAAACAAGCAAAUUUUAAAAAAUGUUUCCCUAAAACUACUUUUCAUCAGUUUAUAUCCUAAUUUAAAGCAUUAACAAAGCUGUAAAACAUUCAAUGUUAAUGUUUUACACUGGAAGUAUUCAUAUGAUGUCAUGAUGUUGCUAUGAAGGUUAGGUGCCAAAGAAGUCAACAAUGCUUUGUGGAAUUUUUGGUUUAAGCAACUUUAUGUACAAAUAAAAAAACAGAAACAAUACUUUUAUUGACUAUUGCAUUAGAAUGGACAUAGCUGUAUUGUUUACAUGUGCUACAUGUGCCUAGGUAAACUCAAUUUGCAACAGUAAUAUCUAUGUUUUAUGUAUAAAAAGGUUAAAAUACAAUACAGUUAUCUUCUAAAUUACCUUAAUUGUACCAAUAUAAGAUUAAUAUUAUAAUGAAAUUUGCAUGUACUUCGAAGGUGUUUUACUUGAUUUUGAAAAUUUAAGAUGGACAAGCAUUUUAGCCACAAUUUUAUAAAUAGCAAAUUUUGUUGAUCUGUAUCAGUUGAAAACUAAUAUGCACAAUCAGUUCUUUCUUCUCUCUGUGUUAAAUUACAAAUAUGAAUAUAAAAAAAUGAAAAAAUACAUACUCAUUUUGAGAACAACAAAAAAAUGUAAAAUUAUGGAAAUUCGGUAACCAUAGCAACCAUUUUUAUUAAAUUUCAUGAAGCAAAAAUAUUUUUCUGGACUGAAAGUAUUUACUGAUUAAUUUUGUUACAUUGUAAGGAAUUUAAUGCCAUGUCUGUAUUGUGUAAAUAUGUAAUUUACUUGGAUCUUUAUUGACUUGUAGAAAAAUACAAUUUACAGAAUUUGAAAAUCUUGUGUUUUUCAUUCAUUUAUCAUAUUUUUUGUAAUUAUUUGCCCAUUAAUUUUUUUUUAUAAUUUGAAAGCCCUUAAUAGGGGGUUUCUAAAUAUACCUCACUUUUAACUGGGAGACGCUGCAUUUUUGAAAAAAAUCCACUUGAACAUCCUGUAUUUACGCGUUUUUUACUGAAAUCCAAAUUUGCCAUUUGACCAUAUUUUUACUAGCUGGUAGCAGAAUAAUUGAUAAUUGUGAAUGGGAAUCAUAUGUGAAUUUUAAAGAGAUUAGAGGUCAUUUAUAUAAUGUUAUUAAGAAAAAAAGGUUAUGUUAUACAUGAAAAAAGUAUUAAACAGUGCAAAAUGUCGUUUUUUCAAUUUUUCAAGAGUUAAAAUAUGACCUUUUAUUGCUAAAAUCAACCCAUGUGGUUUCCAUGGCAACCGGGAUAUUUUGGAAAUUUUUUUUGCCUGUUAUUGCCUUUAGGUAAGGUACUGGCUUUUAUGUUAAAGUUUCAUCAAAAUCUGAGACCAUGUGUGCCAGACCCUAUUAGAAUUUCUUUGGUGGUUACAGAG